This is a messenger RNA of Brachypodium distachyon (stiff brome), 1830 nucleotides long. Its product is annotated as GDP-mannose transporter GONST3. The record is from RefSeq and is a predicted model, not a curated record. The transcript is spliced from 2 exons. Gene Ontology annotation, cellular component: Golgi apparatus. Gene Ontology annotation, molecular function: GDP-fucose transmembrane transporter activity; antiporter activity. Bases 82 to 1515 code for a protein of 477 amino acids. NCBI's taxonomy places the organism in Eukaryota, Viridiplantae, Streptophyta, Magnoliopsida, Poales, Poaceae.
GCCAGCUCGGCCGUCCCGUCGGUCGUCGCGACGCCAAACGAGGCCCCUCGAGAGCUCCUCCCUCCCGCCAAUCGCGGGUCAAUGCCACCAAGGCUCCAUUUCCCUCCUCGAUCGUCUCCCUCCGAAUCCCAAAUCACACGCUCCCCCGCGCUGAAUCCGCGAAAACCCUCGCGCACAAUCAACGCGAAAACCCUCGCGCACAAUCAAUGGAGGCGAUCCCGCGUUGACCCUCCCCGGGCGUCCAGAUCGGGCUUCCCCUAUUCCGACGACCGCCGCGCAAAAAACAAUUGCGCCCCCAACGCAGCGAUAUAUCGACGCACCACCCCCUGGUUCCCUCUCCCCCACCCUUCUCGAGCGUCGGCGGAUCUGCCCUCAGGAGCGGAGCGGAGCGAGCUAGUCCUCCCAAAGAUGUCUAAUCUCUCAGAGCCCUCGAAAGAAGAUGGUUCAACCGAUGCUUCAGUUGCGUUCCAGAAAAGUGGAGCCUGGAAUAACGCAUUAAGCACUUUUAUGCACCAUGCUUCAGUGUAUGGUGUGGCUGCUGGUUAUUGCCUAUCAGCAUCGCUACUCUCCAUUAUCAACAAAUGGGCAAUUAUGAAAUUUCCUUACCCUGGAGCACUGACAGCACUGCAGUACCUCACCAGCGUUGCUGGAGUUCUCCUAUGUGGACAGCUAAAGCUUAUUGAGCCUGAUGGCCUGAAUUUGAGGACCAUGUGGAAGUUCUUACCUGCUGCUGUGAUGUUCUACAUUUCCAUCUUCACUAACAGUGAACUCCUGCUGCAUGCCAAUGUGGACACUUUCAUCGUGUUCCGUUCUGCUGUGCCAAUAUUUGUGGCCAUUGGAGAGACCUUGUACCUUCACCAACCAUGCCCAUCAUUCAAGACAUGGCUCUCGCUUUCCACUAUACUUGGUGGAAGUGUGAUCUAUGUUUUCACAGACAACCAGUUCACUGUGACUGCUUACAGCUGGGCAAUUGCCUAUCUAGCGAGCAUGUCUAUUGAUUUUGUAUACAUCAAGCACGUCGUCAUGACCAUCGGGUUGAACACAUGGGGCCUUGUUCUUUACAACAAUCUCGAGGCUCUGAUGCUGUUCCCCCUUGAGAUGCUUAUAAUGGGAGAAUUUGAUCAGAUGAAGGUCGACAGCUCCAAAAUGACAAACUGGCUAUCGUUCGACGUCAUUCUUCCUGUUGCUCUGUCGUGCCUUUUCGGGUUAUCGAUAUCUUUCUUUGGGUUCUCCUGCCGACGGGCAAUCUCUGCUACUGGAUUUACAGUGCUUGGUAUAGUGAACAAACUCCUGACCGUCGUGAUUAAUCUGCUUAUCUGGGACAAGCAUGCUUCCCUUGUAGGGACAAUUGGGCUCUUGAUAUGCAUGUCGGGUGGUGUGCUCUACCAGCAAUCCACCACCAAACCCAAGGCACCCAAGAUUGAGCCGAAGGAAGAUAACGACGAGGAGGAGCAGAGGUUGCUGCAGAUGCAGCCAGGGCAUGAGAGCAAUUCAGCUAGGCAUUCCUCCUCAUAAGCUUAAUCCAUGGAGUUUGUCAUUAAUAUUUUCCAUCCCUCAACAGCUUCCCUGAACCAUUGGAAACAAAAGUACUGACGAAGACUAUAUCUCAGAUGAGAAUUCUUGGAAGUGCUGUAGACAUCUGUCAUUUGAGAGAAACUACUUAUCAUUCUACAUUUUUUUGUUAUUGUACACUGUUUUUCAUUAGCUAGACAGGAUUGUUAUGGUGUAGGGUACCAGACAACUCAAACACACUAGAGUUGAAUACUCUGUAUACGGAAGCUAGCAAGUCUGCUAUUUAUCAAAUUUUACGGUCUAUGCGUUCAUCCGGUC